Necator americanus (New World hookworm) is the source of this 888-nucleotide messenger RNA. RefSeq lists its product as uncharacterized. The coding region runs from base 1 to 888 and encodes 295 amino acids. Gene Ontology annotation, molecular function: zinc ion binding; carbonate dehydratase activity. The transcript is spliced from 7 exons. The record is from RefSeq and is a predicted model, not a curated record. Lineage: Eukaryota; Metazoa; Nematoda; Chromadorea; Rhabditida; Ancylostomatidae.
AUGAUACAAGUGGCCACAGAUAGAGACGUUCUAGCAAAUCUCAAAGACGCAUUUUUAACAACAAACUCUUCAGGUGACACAGCCCAGUUUGUAUACAGUCCAGCCGAGCUCCUUCCAAACGACACAAUGACAUUUUUCCGCUAUGAGGGAUCGCUCACCACACCACCGUGCACCGAAGGAGUGACCUGGAUCGUACUGGCUGAGCCUACCUACGUACUGGAGGAUGCGAUUGUUUUUCUACGCCAACAUCUCACAACGGAAGGUGCAUACCUCAAGCACAACUGGAGAAAAACUCAAACUCUGAACAACAGAACUAUCUAUUUAAACAAGAAUGGCGUCAAAUCUCUGGAGACAAACAUUUUGUAUGCUUCCUGCACGAUCCUUCUCAUAACUUUCGAAAAAGCUGUAGCACUACAGCGACAUCGAUAUGUUUGUAGAUUUGAUUUCCCGGCUCUUGAUCGGGAAAUAACAAAUCUUCACUUGCAAGAUGAAACGAUCUAUCGCCGCGUAACAGAGAAAGAAUUCCUUGUGCAGUGCAAACGUUUCAAUCAUGUUUGGAUGACUAUGGGAAAAUCUGCUGGCCUUGACGAACGAUUUGUUAGCCGCCUAAAGCUUGACAAACCGACCUGCCCUGUGUUCUACAGCCUCAUCAAAACGCAUAAGCUGAAACCCGAUGAGGUCAACUCAACAUCAGCGGCCACAUUCAAAAUCCGACCAAUAAUAAGUUGUGUGGGAGGACCAACGGAUCGCAUUUCGUGGUUCCUUAAUAAAAUCGUGGUCAGGAAAUUAUUUCGCGCAACUGAGAGGGCUAGCAAUGGGUCAACGAUUAGCACCAGUACUGGCGAUCUGCUUCAUGAGCAGAAUCGAAGAACCAGUACUUUCGCGUAG